Messenger RNA from Didymodactylos carnosus, 249 nucleotides. The record is from the annotation of a GenBank genome assembly. NCBI's taxonomy places the organism in Eukaryota, Metazoa, Rotifera, Eurotatoria, Philodinida, Philodinidae.
AUGAUAAAGGAGGAAACGAGCCCAAGAAAGCCAAUCAGUCAACAACAAAGUAGUUCUGUGGCACCACAAACGACAGAGUUAGAGCUAGGAUGUGGAACAAAACAAUAUAAUAAUCAGGGCAAAUGUGUUGACAAGUUUACUUACAGAAAUGCAUGUGGUCAGAAUGAGCAAUGUCGAACAGAUUUACAAUUGACAUGUGAACAAAGUGAGGAGCGUCAGUAUGGAAGGCUAGAACAUGCAAAAAUAUAG